Messenger RNA from Vigna angularis (adzuki bean), 654 nucleotides. RefSeq lists its product as uncharacterized. Lineage: Eukaryota; Viridiplantae; Streptophyta; Magnoliopsida; Fabales; Fabaceae. The transcript has a single exon. The record is from RefSeq and is a predicted model, not a curated record. The coding region runs from base 1 to 654 and encodes 217 amino acids.
AUGAUGAUUACAAACUCUAAAGAUCCUCAAUCCUAUGAAGAGGCUUGUAAAAGUAUACAAUGGAGGGAAGCUAUGAAUGUAGAAAUGAAAGCAAUUGAAAAGAAUCAUAUGUGGGAACUAGUAGAUCCUCCAGAAGGGGUCACAACUAUUGGUGUUAAAUGGAUUUUCAAGACCAAAUUCAAUGAAAAUGGUCACGUUGAAAAGUACAAGGCCGGACUAGUGGCCAAAGGUUAUGCUCAAAGGUAUGAAGUUGAUUAUAAAAAAGUAUUUGCUUUAGGUUCUAGACUUGACAUUGUGAGAAUACUACUAGCUUUGGCUGCUCAAAAUACAUGGGAUGUGUUUCAGCUUGAUUUAAAAGAGAAAUUUGAAAGAUGCUUUAGUGAACACACCCUCUUCAUGAGAAGAAUUAAAGGUCCUAUUCUCAUUAUCAGUCUUUAUGUUGAUGAUCUGAUCUUCACUAGAAAUAGUAAACGUUUUGGUGAUGAAUUCAAAAGCUCAAUGAAGAGGGAGUUUGAUAUAACUGAUUUGGGUAAAAUGAGAUAUUUCCUCGACAUUGAAGUUAUACAAAGUAAUACAAGAAUUCUUAUCUGUCAAAGACAAUAUGCUCGUGAUGUGCUAGAACGAUUCAAUAUGACCAAAAGUAACCUUGUAUGA